This is a messenger RNA of Boeremia exigua, 1677 nucleotides long. Its product is annotated as major facilitator superfamily domain-containing protein. The transcript has 5 exons. Gene Ontology annotation, molecular function: transmembrane transporter activity. NCBI's taxonomy places the organism in Eukaryota, Fungi, Ascomycota, Dothideomycetes, Pleosporales, Didymellaceae. Gene Ontology annotation, cellular component: fungal-type vacuole membrane. Gene Ontology annotation, biological process: transmembrane transport. The record is from RefSeq and is a predicted model, not a curated record. The coding region runs from base 241 to 1590 and encodes 449 amino acids.
CGCACGAUCUGUUUUCCUGUCAACAUCAUCUUGCGCCGAGCCGAAAUGGAAAUGGAGCAAUACAAGGCGAACUUUUUUUUCGACUAUGGUAAAGCUUCCGACGAAAUCGCAAGCGGAGUUUACUUACCUAGGAACCUCUCAAGAGCUACAGUCUCAUCAAGAACUUCAGCCACGCGCCUCGUGCCUUAAUCGUCUUGUGUUCACCCAAAACUCUCCGCUCGACAUUUCUUUCAUUUCAGCAUGUCCAGUUACAAGACUAGCAUCGCUAGCAUUCCAGAGUCAGACAGACCAACACCUCCAGAAAUCAAUCAGAUCCCGCCGACAGACAAGCCCGACGAGAAGGCCAAUCCUGGUUCUACCUCAGCAUGGACUUCGAAUGAGGCUCCCGAUGGCGGAAUGGUCGCGUGGAUGGUCGUUUUUGGUGCUUGGUGCACCUCAUUCUGCAGUUUUGGAUGGAUCAACAGUAUUGGUACUUUUCAACAGUAUUAUUCAACAGAGCUUCUGCCACAAUACUCGCCCGGAACCAUAUCCUGGAUCCCCUCCUUGCAAGUCUUCUUCAUGUUCGCCAUGGGUCCAGUUGUUGGCAGAUUAUACGACCGUUAUGGGCCACGAUACCUUAUAAUCGCUGGUACCUUCCUCCACGUUUUCGGAUUGAUGAUGGCAUCCAUCUCAACAGAGUACUAUCAAAUCAUGCUCUCGCAAGGCGUCUGCAGUGCCAUUGGCGUGUCACUCAUAUUCCAGCCAGCAUUGAAUGCCAUCGUCACCUGGUUCGAUAAGAAACGCGGCAUAGCCUACGGCAUUCUUUCCACUGGAUCUAGCAUCGGCGGCAUUGUCUUUCCCAUCAUGACUAGUCGUCUUAUCCCUUCUCUGGGUUAUGGAUGGACGAUGCGUGUUUCUGCCUUUCUGAUUCUCGCUCUGCUCAUUCUCGCCAUGUUGACUGUCAAGUCUCGAUUUCCUCCUAAUAUGCAGCGCAUAACCAAGGAACAACUUGCCGCCCCGUUCCACGAGCCAGAAUUUCUAGCUCUCAAUACUGGACUGUGUUUGUUCACAUUUGGGAUGUUUAUUCCUAUCAACUAUCUUGCAGUGGAAGCUGCUGCCAAUGGGAUGAGCCCAGAUCUGGCGCGAUACCUCGUUGCUAUUUUCAACGCUGCUAGUCUAUUUGGCCGUCUACUCACUGGAGUUUUAGCCGACCGCAUAGGCAAAUACAACGUAUUUACCCUAGCCGCGUCCGCUACAGGCAUAAGUACUUUAGCCUUGUGGCUUCCAAUUGGACGAGACAACGAUGCUGCGCGUAUUGCAUACGCCGUCCUAUAUGGAUUCUUCUCUGGCGCCUAUGUCUCCCUAAUCGCAGGUCUGGUGGCACAAAUCUCUCCAAUGAAGGAGAUCGGUUUCAGGACCGGGCUGGUGUUCUUCGUCAACAGUAUUGGAGCCUUGACGACAUCCCCCAUUGCCGGUGCUAUUCUAGACCAGGAGAAUGGUAUUUGGACAGGAGUCAAAGUCUUCUCUGGUGUUUUUUGUAUUGCUGGCACGGUGUUUGUAUUUGCAGCCAGGGUCUAUAAAGUUGGUUGGAAGUUUAACGUCUUCUUCUGAUACUAGCAAAACCAUCACUCCACCGCACCAAUGCCCGCAGAAGUUUUCUUUCAUUCUAUGUAAUUAUCUUCAUUUGAUGUAGUUUUG